Molecule: messenger RNA, 1260 nt
Organism: Xyrauchen texanus (razorback sucker)
Lineage: Eukaryota; Metazoa; Chordata; Actinopteri; Cypriniformes; Catostomidae
Exons: 1
Coding region: 1-1260 (419 amino acids)
Source: RefSeq, a predicted model, not a curated record
AUGCACCAUCACAGGUCACAGAUCAUCUUGAACCACCUGCCUCCCUGGUCUCCACCUCAGCUUAGCCAGCCCAAGCCGCCACCUCAGCUUAGCCAGCCCAAGCCUCCUCUUCAGUUUAGCCAGCCCAAGCCUCCACCUCAGCUUAGCCAGCCCAAGCCUCCACCUCAGUUUAGCCAGCCCAAGCCACCACCUCAGCUUAGCCAGCCCAAGCCUCCACAUCAGCUUAGCCAGCCCAAGCCUCCACAUCAGCUUAGGCAGCCCAAGCCUCCUCCUCAGUUUAGCCAGCCCAAGCCUCCACAUCAUCUUAGCCAGCUCAAGCCUCCACCUCAGCUUAGCCAGCCCAAGCCGCCACCUCAGCUUAGCCAGUCCAAGCCGCCACCUCAGCUUAGCCAGCCCAAGCCUCCUCUUCAGUUUAGCCAGCCCAAGCCUCCACAUCAUCUUAGCCAGCCCAAGCCUCCACAUCAGCUUAGCCAGCCCAAGCCUCCUACUCAGUUUAGCCAGCCCAAGCCUCCACAUCAUCUUAGCCAGCCCAAGCCUCCACCUCAGCUUAGCCAGCCUAAGCCUCCACCUCUGUUUAGCCAGCCCAAGCCUUCACAUCAGCUUAGCCAGCCCAAGCCUCCACCUCAGCUUAGCCAGCCCAAGCCUCCACCUCAGCUUAGCCAGCCCAAGCCUCCUACUCAGUUUAUCCAGCCCAAGCCUCCACAUCAUGUUAGCCAGCCCAAGCCUCCACCUCAGCUUAGCCAGCCCAAGCCUCCACCUCUGUUUAGCCAGCCCAAGCCGCCACCUCAGCUUAGCCAGCCCAAGCCUCCACAUCAGCUUAGCCAGCCCAAGCCUCCACAUCAGCUUAGCCAGCCCAAGCCUCCACAUCAGCUUAGCCAGCCCAAGCCUCCACAUCAUCUUAGCCAGCCCAAGCCUCCACAUCAGCUUAGCCAGCCCAAGCCUCCUCCUCAGUUCAGCCAGCCCAAGCCUCCACAUCAGCUUAGCCAGCCCAAGCCUCCUCUUCAGUUUAGCCAGCCCAAGCCUCCACCUCAGUUUAGCCAGCCCAAGCCUUCACAUCAGCUUAGCCAGCCCAAGCCUCCACCUCAGCUUAGCCAGCCCAAGCCUCUUUUCCAGUUGACCAGGCAGGUCAAGCCUUUUCUCAGACUCAGCCAGACCUCUCAACUCAAGCUGCUCAAAAAGGUUUCAGUCCAUCUGCUCUCCAUCCAUUUCCCAAAGCAGGACCAAGGAAGACUGCCAGUGGGAAGAGAAAGAGGAAAUUAG